UGACUAACGACUUGUAUCCCUAAUAGCGGUGAGGUUUGGUCGCGUGCCUAAGCGCGAAAAGGCCAAGAUUUUGGCCGCAAUGCAAAAAGUGAACGCAAACUCUCAGCAAAAAGCUCUGUGUGUGGAACUGGAGGACGACAAUCGUCUGUUGACCACAAUCAUCAAAGCCCACGAAGAGACCUGUGAUUACACCCGCGAUAAGGUCGCGCCGCUCAUCGAGAGGUCGCGCACUCAACCGGUUUACGCUCACUGUCCCCCACAAAUGUACAUUUGUACUAAAUUG
This is a messenger RNA of Oppiella nova, 283 nucleotides long. NCBI's taxonomy places the organism in Eukaryota, Metazoa, Arthropoda, Arachnida, Sarcoptiformes, Oppiidae. The record is from the annotation of a GenBank genome assembly.